This is a messenger RNA of Pocillopora meandrina, 18752 nucleotides long. The record is from the annotation of a GenBank genome assembly. Lineage: Eukaryota; Metazoa; Cnidaria; Anthozoa; Scleractinia; Pocilloporidae.
AUGGCAGAGGGCAAGAAAGAUUUAUUUGUGGUUGCAGUUCAGAAACACAAACCCAAUGAAGAAGAUGACCUUGAAUCAGAGCAAGCUGUGAACACUUCUCCAGAUGUUGCUGCACAGCUGUCUGUGGAAAUCGGAGAGAAGUUUGAAGUUCUUGGGAGAGAUGUGGACUGGUGGCUUUAUGUAAAACAUGUCAGCAGUGGAGAAAAGGGUUACAUUCCCAGCACAUGUGUGGUUCCUCUGAAGGAUGAUUUGACACAAGAAGAGUAAGUUACAAAUACAGUAGAGAGCACUCAGUGGAAUGUUCCUUACAAUGUACAUAUGUGUUAGUUAAGCUUAUCUGAUUUUUUCUUGUAUAUUUAGGCAAAGAUCUAAAAAUUUACAUUAAUUCACAUUGAAACUUAAUUUCUCACCAUGGCUUCUCUUUUAUAAUGUUGCCUCUGAAGUAGCAAACUGGGGCUUAAGUUGUUUUAAAUACUAGUUAACUGUCAAUUGAAAUAAUGAUUUUUCUAGAUAUAAUUUAAUCCUUGCUCUCUUUGUACUUGCACCAAACACCUUCCUUCAUUUGGAAAUUCUUGCUCAGAAUAAAGGAAUGCAUGUAUUCGCUACUUAAUUUUUCUUCUAAUUUUCAAGGGGAGCAUGCUCCCGUACCCAUGCCCCCUCCCCUCAGGAAGGUGAUGGCCAAGACAUCACAAUCAAAGUCUGUGCAAAACUCACUCUUUGCUCGCAAAUCAAUUUUUUAAAAUCUCUGCUUUGAUAUAUUUGUCUCUUAAUACCACAUCACAUUUUGGAGAAAUUUCUCUGUAUUCUUUUAAAUCACACUGCCCAGAAGAGGACAACAGAACAACAGUAUAAAGCAAAAAACCUUCCCUACCCUAUGCUUUUUCCAAAGGAGUAAUUCUCUCAAAAAUAGACCUUAAUAAUCCAAUUUACAGAUGUGUGCUUGGUUGCUCAAGUCUUUGAACAGGAGUGAUGCUAAGGGUGACCAAUUUUUAUGUUACAAACAUUGCUGCUUUUCAGAUGUAAAUUACUUCGUUAUCAUGCUAGGCUAGAUACUGGUCUCAAUCACAACAAGGUCACCAUCAGCCUCUCUCCAAAUCAAAGGCUUAGCAACUGGAGUUUGCAACUGUAAAAUGGUCUACUAAAUAUUUGUGGCAUAUUAGUUUGUUUGCUGAACAGCAUUUUUAACUUGAUAAUUUGUUAUAUAAGUACUUUUAAAUUUUGUUAUGUUUUGUUUUGUUCUGUCUUUUGAAGAGAGGAUGGGAUUGCUAAAGGAGCAGAGCUGACUGCAGCUCUGGUGAAUACAUCAGUUGAUCUGAAGUUCUUUCCUGAAGCACCAGUAGAGGCUGAAAACAGAGUAAGCUCUUUUAAUAUUUUUAUCUUAUUUACAUAGUUAUCAAUAAAGGGCAAAAUUACUGAGCGCUGAUUGGUUGAGAGAGAGGGCAUUUUUCUUAAUCGAGGGCAUUUUUAGUAAUCAAGAGAGGGCAUGAUUACCUUGUUCAGUUAAAAGCACUUUGUUGUUUUUCUGUUGGCAGAAACGCUCUGUUGAAAUGAGCUUUGUUUUCUAGACUUUUGGCAGUGUAUCACGACACAGUUUUGGAGAAUAAAAUUUCAUUGAAUCGAUUGGUCAGUUCAAUUUGAUUGAUGAUUUGCCGUAGCGCUAAACAGGCUUCCCAGAUAAAAAUAGACUGCACGAGUGAUUUUCCUUCGUAUAAAUUUUGCCCUUUAUUGAUAAACAAGUAAUCCCAUGAGACCUCGUACUAUUAAGGAUUAAUUGCACUUGAGUUUUCAAAAUUUUCCAAAUUGCCCUCAUUGCUUCGCGACUCGGGCAAUUUUGGAAAAUUUUGAAAACUCUCGUGCAAUUAAUCCUUAAUAGUACUUGGCCUCAUGAGAUUACAUAUACGCAACAACAUGAUUUUUAGUGCAAUUUGGUGUUAAUAAGCACAAAAAAAUUUUUAAUAGACAACAAAAUUGCAACACCCUGUGGAGUGAGUGCAGUUAGUAAUCUUUGAAGAAUUUUCAAGUGCUCAUUUGCACCAAAUUGCAUGAAAAAUUAAUAAUUGUAUAAGAAACUAUUAUGUUGUUACUUGAUAAUAAUUUACAUGAAAAAAGGUAUGACAGAAAGUCAAGAUGGACAAAAUUUUUGUAAGGAAUAAAGAAACUCUAUGUCAUUUUUACAAAUUCUUUUUGUUUCUCCAAAUAUUUGGUCAGGGUAAGUAUGAAAAGGGUGCUAUAUGUAGGAGGGUCACAGUGAGAGUCAUGUGAUUUGUUACUGAGGAGUUUUAUUAGUGGACAAAAUAUGAUAGAUUAUAAUUAACAUUUUGCCUUUCUUUUAUUUUUUUCCUCUCUCUUAUAGAAACCAUGCCCUGAAGAUUCUGCAAAUAUUUUUUCCAGGUUGGGAUUUAUGUGGCUCACAAGGUAAUUACAAUUCUGCAGUUGACAUGUGUUUUGAAAACAAUUUUAAAGUCUGAAAUUAAACAAUCACAGUCAAGCUGUUUGGCUUUUCCCAACUCUGCCCAUGUCAUUACUUAUAAUUUUGAUUAUAAUUUUAAUAAUUUGAGGGCUAAAGCCCUUUAAUGGGAGUAAAAUAAAGUCUACCAGAGCCAAGUGACCCACCCAGCCAGAGCUUAUCCAGGUUUCCAAGGCAUGAAGUGACCAGCAGAAUCACUACUCCCCCCCUGGAUGAUGAGAUGCUAGUCCAUCACCCAGGGGGGUCAUCACACUUCCCUGACAAUUGGUCCUAUCCAUUUGUACUCCUGGGUGGAGAGUGAAGUGUUUUUCCCAAGAACACAGCACUUUGACUCAGCCAGGUCUCAGAUAUGACCACUCAACUCGGAGUCCAGAGCACUGACCAUAGUCCAGGCCGUAUCUUCAUAUGGGAAUGAAAAGGUUUUUUAGUUUGAAAGUAUUCAUCAUGAACAGCUUAUUAUGGGUGACAAUUAAACUAGAGUUUGAAUGAGAAAUUUUCUUACUUCUAACCUAUUGCUGCUUUUUCUUGUAGUUUGAUUUUUAAAGGUUUCAAGAGGCCUUUGACAGAUGCAGAUUUAUGGGCUCUGAACAAAACUAACAGAUCAUCAGCAGUUGUUCCACCGUUUGUCAAAAAGUGGAAGGAAGCAGAAAGCUCCAUAAGGUGAUCUGCAAUGAUUAGUCAUCAGAUAAGGAACCUUUUCUCAUGUUCAGCUUAAUAAUAGCAAAACCAUUGUUAAUAAUUUCAGCUACUAUAAUUUCAUUUAGUUUCAAAUGAGUGCUAUGGUACUCAAAAUCACAGUACUGUAUGUAUUUGAUUAAAAAUCCACCUCAAAUAGGCGCUCACCAGGCUGUAGAUAGGAAAGGUCAAAAAGCACCUAGCUUUGAAGAACCCCCCUGCAAAAAAAAAAAAGAAAAAACUGAAGUGCACAAGAGAAUUAUUGAUUAUCACAAGUAUUUCUUUACUGGCUUGAAAAUAUCUAAAUCUAUGUCAAUGGUACAUUACAUUUUCACUUAUUGCUAUUAUUUGUUGUUUUGUUGCAAGAUAAACUAAGUAUUUGAUGAAAAUAGUGAAAAUUGAAUAUGCACAUCGCCUCAACUUUUCACAAUCAACGAGAAUUAAUACAAUUAUUAAGUUUUAACUCACAUAACGAUUUAAGGUAAAGGAAAGUGUUUUUCUUUAGAGCUUCAGGCAGUGCUCAAACCACAGAACCCACUGACAACGAGAAAGCUGAGCUGAAACCAGAUGAUGCUGAAGAAGAUGUCAAGUUUUCUUCAGAGGAGAAGAAAAAGGAGAAGAGACCUUCCCUAUCAAAAAUCAUGUUUGGACUUUAUUGGGAUAAACUUCUGCUGGCAGUUGUUUUUAAAUUGCUGAAUGAUUGCAUUCAGUUUGUACAACCUCAACUGUUAAGGUGAGUUAGAGUCUGUUAGUAAUAAGAGUUUUAGUUUUUAGAGGAAAAUAUUAAAAAACCUUCUGAUUUUUUAAAAAGCAUUUUUGAAAAUUUAGGAUAAUGGAAAGAUUGUCUGAUAGGAUUUAGCUGAGACUUAAAAAUCGAUCCAUGCGAAUUAUUCUUUGCUUUGGUGAAGCGCUAAUGCUUGAAACUUCACUGAGCUUUGAAACUCUUUACGGUGGCCAAUUUACGUAACGUAUCAACUCAGUUGAUAAUACUAAAUUACCCUAUUAUACUCUCCCACUGACGUAGCACCACAGUUUCUUUAGAAACUACUACCCCUUUAGUAAUGGGAAUUAAUGUCUAUUCAUUUAUUACAGGUUGUUAAUAGGUUUUAUAGAAGAUAAAGAUAAUACUGAAACAUGGCGAGGGUACGCCUAUGGCGUCAGCAUGUUUGUAGUUGCACUAGUCCAGUCCAUUUGUCUCCAGCAGUACUUUCACUUUGUCACUGUGCUUGGGAUGAAAAUAAGAACAGCUGUUAUUGGCAUGGUAUAUUCAAAGGUACAGUACCAUUUACGUGUAUUGCAGCAUUACACACGCUUGACUCGCGUGCAAUUCUCGCAUAUUACUCGCGCCAAACACGCAUACUGCACGUUACCACACGCAAAUGCGUUUAAGCAAAAAUUGCGCGCGUAGUAUGAAGUGAUCAGGUCACAAACCCAUCCAGCUGGAGCUUAUCGCGGUUUCAGUAAAAGUGAAGAACUCGCAUGCCACCAACUCUACCUACCCCAAACUUUCCGAACUCCUAACAUUCUUGUCUUAAUUUUAAGGCCCUUCUCCUGAACAACAGCUCACGUAAAGAAUCAACAGCCGGAGAAAUGGUGAACCUAAUGUCUGUUGAUGCACAACGACUAAUGGAUCUCCUUACCUAUGUGAACAUUUUGUGGUCUGGUCCGCUCCAGAUUAUUGUCUCGUUGUAUUUCUUGUACAGUACAAUGGGUCCAUCGAUUCUUGCUGGUGUUGGAGUUAUGUUGCUACUGAUUCCUUCCAAUAUUCUUGUAUCGCGACUUUCGCGAAAGCUUCAGGUACAGUAAAGAACAGCUAUGGUUGAGUAAGACCCUUGUCUAGUACUACCAGCUUCGGGCCGUGAAAAUGUAGUUAGAGCUGUUUUGGCCAUCCAAGGCCUUAAGCUUAACCUUCUUUUCAAAGGCGCCAUUUGGCGUACUUACAUGGCAGAAAUUAAAAUUUAUUCGCAAUUUUUAUCUUGAUCAACGUCGAGGUCCCUAUAUACUUUCAAAGGUUGAGAUUUUUUGGGCAAUUUCGGCAGUGGAGUCGCAAAAAGUGGCAGAAGACAGCCAUAACAAAGAAAACAUUAACGUACUUCGUGAGUUUAUUUUGCAUCAACAAAAUUUAAUCAUAAGGUGAUCUGAGAUUCGCUUCAGCGCUCGAAAUUGAACAACUCAUUUUUGAUUCUUAUCUUAUCUUAUCUUUAUGCUUCACGGUAAUUCCUUUAUUGACCAAGCUUGUUUGGUCAAGAUGGCUGGAUAUCAGCCUUGUUCCUUUUUUUCGCUUUUUUAUGGACCAACACUUCAUCUCAGAAGAUAAAAAACACAAAAAAAAAAUAAAAAAAGAACGCGGUCAACGUUCCGCCAUCUUAACCUAAUGCUUGGUCAAUAAUGCAUAUAUAUUAUCAUUCGAAAUAGGGCCACUCUUAAUUAAGCGGUGUAGCUUUUUCUUAUUUUCAACUUUCCUUAAAAUCGUUCCUUUUGCAGGUGAAACAAAUGGGUGCCAAAGAUAAACGUAUCAAAAUGAUGAAUGAGAUUUUGAAUGGAAUUAAGGUACGCUGGUAGAGAAUCACUCCUAAAUUUGAAGUGAUGACUUGAAAUGUUGUACUAGCGGCAGUGGUUUCUGUGCAUGUUAAGGCAUUUUUGUCGUUCUCAGCGACCUAGAUGAUAAAAUUUCAUGCCUUUCAAAGUCGAGGCAAAUAUUUGGUAAUUACGCAAAACUGUGCAAAUUAUCUGCACGAAGGUCAGAUCGCAGUUUCUUGCGUAAACAUGAGUACAUGUCAAUGGAAAAGUUUAUAGAAUAACUAAGGUGUUACGUGCAUUCUGAUCGCUUCGUUUAUCAUACCAAUAAACCUGUAGUUAUUUGUUGAAUUCAAUAGACCGCAGUUUCAAUCAGUUUACCGACUAAUUAAACCACUAAGGAUGCUGACAGAACGCUUGAAAAGUUUGUAAAUAGCUCGACUUCGGCUCGAGAUUUAAAAACUUUGUUCGUGGUCUCCAAGCAUUCCGUGUGGGUUUUUAUUACAGCGAUAAAGCAAUGGAAAGUGUUCUUAUACUGUUACUCUGAACACCCUAACAUCAGUAUGCAUAUUCUCCAAACUGUUCCUUAAACAUUUUCUAAGGUGCUGACAAGGAGAAUUUGUAGAAUAAUCACGACCAUCUUUAGUUAGUGAUCAUUUCCUUUACUCCUGCGAGCUUAAUGUUUGAUUCAGGAGUGACAUUUUACAGAAGCUAGUCACUCUUUGGGGUUCAAUCGUUAAAGAAUGUAGUUGUACGAAUGUCUGUUUUUAAGGCAAAUUUGUGACUUGUAUCGUAAAAUUUCAAACCUAAUUUUUCUUUUUAGGUCCUCAAACUUUAUGCUUGGGAAACGUCAUUCAUGAAAAUGGUCUCUAAAAUGCGGAAAACAGAGCUGCAUCAUUUGAGGAAUUUCUCCUACCUAAACGCGUCAUUCGCCUUUACGUUCACUUGUGCGCCAUUUCUGGUGAGUAAUGAUAGAAAAGUAAUAAUAAAAAUGAUAAUGAUAAUAAUAAAGAUAAUUUUGCAGUAAUCAUUCCACAAGGUGGCUCAUCUUGUCCACUGUUUCCAGGUCGAAUUGGAAUUUUGAAUGUUGAUUUUUGCAGAGGGAGAAAAACUGAAGCGAGGACGAAAAGCAACCAAAAAAAUCAGCCCAUAAGGUCUGGGAGUCGAACCCAGGCUACAGCAGUGGGUGAUAAGAUUGCUGCCCUUUCUCCCCAGUCCCCCAAACGAUGAUGCAAUAGUUUACGGAUAAUUUUGUCAACACCAGGCAACACGACUGGGGGAGAAGGGGAAGAGGGGGGGAAUGAGAGUUAGAGAAAAAAGUUUGAAGGUGUAGGAGAGCGUGCCAAGACUUUUGCAUCUCCUUUUAGCGUGAGAGAGAGUGUUUUCAUUUCAUAAGUUUGGUGUUGAAGUUAACCUUGUUUUCCAACGAGGGCUCAUAAGCAGAUUUACAGCGCGACAUCAGCAGGAAUUGAUUUACAUAUGGUAUUAAACGAUGAAGUAUUUGUUUUGGAAUAUGGGAAGAAUCUUUUUCAAAGGACUCUGCCGGAAAAUUAUAGGGCCCGAGGAUUUUUUAGUUAUCCUGAGAAAUACAAUCCAAAAACGGGCCUCGAAGGAAUUAAAUCACCAUUACUUAUUUUCCUCUCUUUCGCCUUUCAGGUUUCAUUAGCUACCUUCGCGAUCUAUGUCAUGACUGGGAAUGAACUUACAGCAUCUAAAGCUUUUGUUGCAAUUUCACUCUUCAACAUUUUACGUUUUCCCCUCGUCAUGUUUCCAAAUGUGAUCAUCAGCUUGAUCCAGGUAUGUAGCUAUUUGGUCAAACUGUUGUCCUUCGUCUUCUGAUAAAAUUUCCCUCAGAGCUUACUUUAGCAGAGCUCUAAGCUGCGACCGUUUUAAAUCCAUUACAAGUAAGUAAAGAUUCGCCUUAUCUUGCGAUCUGUGUUAGGCUGUCAUGUACCAAGCACUAGUGCUCUUUAAUUAGGUUUUAGUGGUCGUAAGCAAAAAUGAGAGGAGCAUUUCCUUUUUUUUCUCGUGAGCUGUUAAAGUCCUUAACCUGUGAGAUAUCUCGUGAACCACCGUAAAUGGUCGCCAGCCACGUCGCUUCUUUAAAAGGCACACGACGCGGUCGACGGAAUGGCACGUCAAGUUAUGAUACACAGUGUGUCUUCCAACUACCUUGAAAAAGUUGUAUUAAGUGCGCCACUCUUUUGUGCUGGAAUCGCAACCAUUACUGCUACUGUUGUUGUUGUUUUUGUUGUUGUUGUUACUCUUGUUCAAUGUUAAUUUACUCUUAUCCUGCAUCGCUAGGCACGAGUGUCCAUCGUACGCCUGACAGAAUUUCUUUUCCUAGAAGAACUUGAUUCAGAGAAUGUGGCGAAGAACAUGCCGGAACACAGUGAGUGUAAACAAUCUUUAGAGCGCUAUUCAAAUAAGGGUCGUGAAAGGUAAAGGUUAAUCAUUUAACUCCCAUGGGUGACCAGGACAGAAUUUCUCCAUACAAUAUCUGUACAAUAUCAAGCAAACAAGUGAUGAGAUUAAGAAAAAUGUCAGCAAGAGGAUUAUAUUUGGUCCAAUACCAAAUUCCCCAAACUAUCGUCACAAGAACUGUAUGGCAGACAGUAAGGAGAAUUACUGAUGAGAUUUUGGGGGUUAAAGGGCUAAGUCAGCAAUCGUGCCUUGUGGCUCAUCCCGCUGAAGCUUAUCUCGGUUUCUGUAGCAUGAAGAGAUCACAAUGGCCAAUCAGAACAACGGUAUCACACUGAGCGGCCAAUGAAAGAGUGGCGCGAGUAAUCUGGACCAAUCACACAGUGGGGUAAAACAAUACCAUUGCUGCCCUGGAUUAUUUUUCAAAACAAACUGAAAAUAUUUAUGGUAAUGCCCACAAAGUUAAACCCACUCCUGUUGCCCCAUGUGCUCUUAAUUUACAGUUAGCACACAAGACAUCCACGUUGAGAAUGGGACAUUCAGCUGGGACACGAAUAGCAAACCAGCUUUGAAAGAGUGAGUUGCUGUUUCCUUUUAUUUUUAAAGAAAGAUCAGUCUCCCAACCUCUGUCUGCAUUAUUGACCAAGGAAGAGGUAAAUUCUCUUGUAUGAAAAAAAAAUAAAAGAACGAGGUUAAUAUAGAGAGAUCUCGACAACAACAAUGUAUGUAAUAAAAGCAAUUACCCAAGCAUUGCAAAGUACAUUCAAAAACCCGCGUGGAUUUCUUCCUUUUCAAUGUCUAAGGAUGUAAUUUGGUGCUUUUGUUGCUAAAACUUCCAGAAAACGAAGAGUUGUCGAGAUGUUACGAGGUAUGUAAAUCGUUCACAAACACGUUUCUUUUCGCGGGAUGAAACCGUCCAACUGUCAAGAUGACUCGGGUAGCCAGUCCUUAAACAGGAUUUGCUUUAUCUCAGCCGCUCGUGGAGCGAGCUUCAUAGUAAAUAUCACAACUUAUUUCGGAACUGUUUUUGUUUUUCACACAGCAUUAAUAUCAACAUUCCCAGUGGUUCUUUGGUUGCUGUUGUUGGCCAGGUUGGUUGUGGUAAAUCUACUCUGCUCUCUGCUCUUCUCGGAGAAACGGAGAAACUGGAUGGAAGGGUUUAUGUGAAGGUACAUUUAUACAUCUUAUCAAUUGAGUUCGGAGUUCGUAUGAAAAGUCAUGGAUUGACGUGUUUCCAGUGCGCAAGCGGUUGGGCAAAAACAAGGAUCCUACAUUGAUUGUUUAGAAUAUGUUUUUCAGGAAUCUAAAAUCGACCAAAACUUCAGUUCAUAUUGUAAAUGUUUUUUUCCUUUUUAGGGAUCAGUGGCCUAUGUUCCCCAACAAGCAUGGAUUCAGAAUGCAACUCUCAGGGAUAACAUUUUAUUUGGAAGAACUUUUGAAUCCAAACGUUACGCCAAGACAAUCUACACGUGUGCGCUGCAGACUGAUCUUGACAUCCUGCCUGGAGGAGAUCUCACGGAGAUUGGAGAAAGGGUAAAGUUAACAGAACUUUUGCCAAGCCACAUACGUUAGUUAAAGUCGUAAACUUGGCUUUUGAUAUCGUAGCUUCCAUUACUAUGAAAAAUGGUUACACUGGAUAAAAAUUAAAAGUUUUAUAAAUAUUAGAAUGUAUUUUAAAAUUCCAAUGAUUCGGCUAAGAACUCGGGGAAAUUGAUAGAGAAGAAUCAACAAAUAAGGACGAAUUAUAUCGUGAAAAGCAAAUUCUAACAAUUUUUAUUAAUGAAGUCUUGUCCUUCAGCGUCAAAGUCAAAUACUCGUGUGGCAAAUGAAUGCCAUCGUCUCGUUUGAGCGGGUCUCUACACAAAUUUUCAUCUCACAAGCUUCUAUAAAUCGUUUUCAGUAUCUACUGUGAUAAUAUACCAUUUGCACAUAAAUUUUUUCUUUCGCAAGCUGAUGUGUUACUUUUUUGUGUAAUCGUUGUAAACUGAAGGAGGAAGGAGUGAAAGAUAAUUAUAUGCUUUUCAAGUCACUCUUGUCAUAAUAAAAACCUGUACUGCUUUCAAUGCGUAGGGUAUAAACCUUAGCGGUGGACAGAAACAGCGUGUAAGCCUGGCCCGUGCUGUGUACUUCAAUGCUGAUAUCUACUUGUUGGACGAUCCACUCAGUGCUGUGGACUCACAUGUUGGAAAACACAUAUUUGAUAAGGUCAUAGGUCCAAGGGGAAAACUUAGAAAGAAGGUCAGUACAUUUGACACCAAGAUGGCUUGUUUAAGACUAAGUUCCUUAAUAUAGUUUGUUAGCUUGGUGGCUGACUUGUUAGUAGAGUAGUUAGUUAGCCAGGCAGUCAGUGAGUCAGUUGGCGUGUUAGUUUAUUUGUUCAUUGUUUGUUUGUUUGUUUAUAUUUUUGUUUGUUUUAGGAUUCUAUGAGUCGAGAUCUGUAAAAGGGUGUCUCAAGAAAGAUUUUACUCGAAACGCUCUCUUGUGUACGUAGGUUUUAAAGAGACAGAUCGUGGCUAAUAAGGCUUAAAAAGGUUUCCUUAUUUUAAAAACAAAUUAUAUUAUGAAUAGUAGCUCCUUUCAUUUGCUCCCUCGGAAACAAGAGGGGGGAGGGGAGGGGAGAGAGCACAUAGUAGACUCAAAAUCAUGCUCUCCAUUAUGAAAACGGUGUGUACGAAAAAGAGUGGCAGUAUCAGUUUAUCUACAAAUUGAUACAUAGAAAUAACGAAACUACCUUGAACCACCGUAAGUAGAGCCAUUUUCUGAAUGCCAUUAUGGUUGCAAUGGAUGAAAUCGCAUUUCGAUAGAAUGGAUGCUUUCAUGACAAACAUACUUUUGUAAACCCGCGGCACUUCGUCCUGCAAACGUAAUAUCAAAUGCUUUGUUUGUGUUCUCGUCUUUGCCAGACGCGUAUCCUUGUCACACACGGGAUUGCCUUCCUUCCCCAAGUGGAUCAGAUCAUUGUCUUACAAGAUGGCAGAAUAUCAGAGGUUUGUUUGUUUUUUUGAUAGAUGAACAUUAUUCAGCGGCUCCCUCAUACAAUAGAUAUGACAAUUUUGUAGCCUGCAAGAAGCCACUCAAUAUUAGCGCUUUGGCAUGAGCGUUUCCUCUCCCUCGGUUAAAUAUGAGGCCUGGGACAAAGCGUGAGCGUUUCUCGCCCGCGGGAAAAUAUGAGGCCUGGAGCAAAGCCAGCCGGCAAGAGGCCUGUAAGUUGUUUAGAACUGUUAUUAGUUCCAGAACCCAGUAAAUAUCUCCCCGACCCGUCUCAAAUCUUCCAGCGGGCGGAGAAACGCGCGUCCUGCUGCACUACAAAUUUUGAGUCAUUUGGGCUCCGCCCAGUCGACGUUGUCAGUUAUCCUGUCAAGUGAUAGAUGACUGCAACAACUGAACGUGUUAGUAAAUUUUUACAUUUUUGGGAUAUGAUUGUUUAUGUACACAGGUCGGCACCUAUACUGAGCUGAUCAAGAACAAGGGAGCUUUUGCCGAGUUUUUGAAGACAUAUGCCACAGAGGAACAGACAAAACUUGAGUAUGGUGAGUUGAAUACAGUAGCAGUGAGUGCUCACUGACGGUUCUUGUUUUUUUUCUUUUUAUCUUCAUACCCCUCCUCUGCUUCCUCAUUGUUCUUCCUAUCCUCUGCUGCCCCUGACCCUAUUUUGUCCUCGUUUCCCGUCGUGAUCUGGGACUAGAGGACAUGCUAAUUUCCGACAAGAUCAGAGUGUCACUUGCAGUACUCAUUUUAAAGGGAGAUGUUUAAGAUUUGUCGGAAGCUUCUUCAUAGGACAAAUAGACAGGGUCCUUCGUUUUUUCGGACAAAGACCUUCGGAGUUCUUGUUCAAACGCUAUGUCAGUUGAGCCACAGAGAUUUUUUUUUUGGGUUGAAAUAAGUCGGAAUAUUUUCGUUUAUAUUGCAUGACAAGUUCGUGACAAGUUAACAGAGCAACCUCGCCUUAUGCAAAUUAAUUUAUCUUUUUAGUAAUAUAGUGAGUUAUUUGGUGUCAUAAAAACGUUUUUCAAAGUAAAAAGAAUGCUUUUGUCAUCUCGGAACAGCCGAAGACCCUACGCCAGAAAUAGUUGUAGAAGACGUGGAGGAAGUGGAUGGUCAGUUCAGUUCAAGACUCAGCCUUGAGAGACUUGAUAGUCACUCGGAUGUCCAACGUCUGAAGCGAGCAGAGAGUAUGUCGGUGAUCACUGUGGACACUGCUGAUUUAGACUGUCAGUUUACAAGACCAGAUCAGGAGCAGGCUGACAGGAUGAUUGAAGAAGAGAAAUCUCAAACCGGAAGGGUGAGAUUCGGCUUCGGAUAAUUUUUUUAAUGUCACGCAGUUGACUCAAGAAGAAUGUGUAUAGGUCAAAGGAAAGAAAUUGUGGAGCAAAGGCUUCAAAAAGAGUUUCGGUUCUUGAAAAAAGUCCGGAGAAUAUCAAAUUCAUUUAUUGGAUCUGGAGAGCUUUUUAAAGAGAAUCUGGAACAAUAAAUGGAUUUACAUGCCAUGUUAAUAUCCCAAACCAAACUUCACAUGAUCUGAAUUUUGUGGCAGCAAAGUUGUCAGCAUCAAAGCCGUUGGCUGAAUUUUUAUCGGUCAUUUGGCAAUAGCCUUUUACGAGUGCUAUCAGAGUAUUUCCAAACUAGAGAGAACACCUUGACAAGCUCCAUUCCACUCAGGCUCGCGUCCUUGCCUGGAGUCCUAAAUCUUCAUGGUUUGUAAAAAAUCUGGUAAAGUUUUGAAUUUGGAAAAUUAAUUAACCUUAUGAACAUCUCCAUGAUAAACCAUGUUUCAGUUAAGGUAGUAAGUCUUAACAUGUUUUUUUCUUCCAGGUGAAACUGAAAGUGUUCUGGGCCUAUGCAAAGUCUCUCACAGUUCCCUUGUCCAUUUGCGUCGUUUUUUUCUUAGUGCUGGCAGAAGCUGCCUCAGUCUCCUCGGGAAUUUGGCUCGCUCGGUGGAGCUCCACGGAUGUAACUUCAGACGACCAACGCGAUCUUUUUCUUGGUGUUUACAGUGCUUUAGGCGUGUCCCAGUGCGUGUUAGUGCUGCUGCAAGCCUUAGCUCUGGCGACUGGAACAAUAAUAGCGUCCCGCUAUCUUCAUCAAAGAAUGCUGGACAACAUUCUGCACUCACCUAUGUCUUUUUUUGAGACCACUCCACAGGGGAGAAUCAUGAACCGCUUCUCUAAGGACAUUAGUGGCAUUGAUGAUAUGGUGCCUAGGAGCGUGUCAUCGUUCCUGCGGACGUUCUUCGCCGUCAUCGCCUCAAUAUUCACGAUAAGCUUUGCCACACCCAUAUUUUUGGCUAUCAUUGUCCCUCUGGGAGUGUUGUAUAUUUUUAUACAGGUACGUUACCACUCAUUGUGUUGUGUUUUUCGGUAACGCAAUUAACUUUCACAGUGCCUCGCUUCACACAGAUGUAAUAUCCUGUCAAGGGAUGGCAGGGAGAGUAAUGUUUCUAGUCGUUUUAUGCCACUGAAACCAGCAUAAAAUCGCAUAGCACGGCCGCUCUGGCUCAUAAACUGAUCUGAUCUUUAUCUAUAGUUGGUAACAGGUCUCCAUGAGACCUGGUUGCUACAGGUCCGGAAAAGGUAAUCUUAUCAUGGUCAGGGAAUGAGGUAAAAUUGGGAAUUUAAGAAAAGUUCAGGAAACUUAAAAUUAUUAUCGCUGAACUCAUCAUAUUUUUGGUGUUUUUUUCGUCUCGUUGUAGCCAUGAUAAAAAUAGCAUAUUGUGAUAGUCAUGCACAGGGAAGGCUAUGAUGGAAGACUGGAUGCUUCCUCUAUGUUUGUUAGAUUAUCUAAGCAUGUGGUCUGAAAAACAUUUUUAUCAAGGAAAUCUUGAAAAAGGGACUUUUGAAAACUGAGAAGUGGGUAACGGUGGGGUCUAAGUAAGGUCCUGGGAAUGAGCUCACGUGGACACUUAGCGGCUCAUUUCAGGAACAGAGCUUAGGGUAAUGAACCACUUGAAUGAAAACAUCGUAAUCAAUUAUUUCACCUCCCUUGCAAGGCGAAACCCAAGAAACACAACAUUUGCGAUUGAAGCCAGUUUGUCCUCCUUUUUGAAAAUAGGAAGGAAAUGUAAUUGUUUGUGUGUUGUCGGUUUUUCUUUAGAGGAUAUACGUGGCAAGUUCUCGUCAGCUGAAAAGGAUUGAGUCUGUCAGUCGUUCACCGAUAUACAACAAUUUUUUGGAGACCAUCAACGGAACUUCCACCAUCCGAGCCUUUGCUCAGCAACAGCGCUUCAUACAAGGCAACUAUGCCAUCGUAGAUGAGAACCAAGUUUCCUGCUAUCCCUCAAUAUCAUCAAAUAGGUAAAAAAUAUAGUGAUGGCAGAAUGCCAAGGCGGCUACUCUUAUAAGUAAUUACUUACGGGUCCGUUUUUCAAAUGGCCCUUACUGCUUUUCGGGUGUUCUUUGCUACUUUUUCAAUCCCAAACACUUUAACCUUUUUUUCGGUUAGAACUUUUUGUUCUCCAGUAUCUGAGAAAACGCAAAGGUUGUGCGAAGAAUCCCCUAAUUCGUCAUUUAAUUCAUACAUCACUUAAUUCAUUCAUUCACUCACUCAGCCAAUCAGGGAUUCCCUCUCUCUCUUCCUUGAACAAUAUAUCUACUUAUUGAUAUAUAUAUGUUUUUUUUUAUUUUCAGGUGGCUCGCUAUACGUCUGGAGUUUAUUGGUAACUUGAUCAUAUUUUUCGCUGCUGUUUUUGCUGUCGUUAGCCGCAAUUCUUUACAAAGCGGUCUCGUCGGCUUGUCCGUUACGUAUGCUUUGCAGGUAAGUAGUUGACUUGUCGUGGUGCUGAAUCAUUAAAAAGUGACAACAAUGGCUAUUACUAUCUGAUUGUACUACAGCCAAGCGAAUGUCUGAAGUGCUGCUGUACUGUUUUAAAAACCUCGAGCAAUCCUAUCCGUCAAUCGGAUGUAGAGGUGAAAAGUAAUCUCGACAUACCUUUUUUUGUUUUUCUUCUCCAGCGUCUCUGGAGUUGGUUUGUUAUUUCUUUGAGUUCUCAUUGGCACCUUGUGAAAUUUUGUUUUUUUCUAACUCGCUUUCGUAAUAACUUUGGAUUUGGCUUUGAAGCGCUCAAAAGAAAUCCGCUCUAAAAUGGUUUCCACCGAGACACCGAUUGUUUUGUUUCUGGGAACUAGCGAAGUCGCGUUCUGCUUGGACUAACAAACGAACGGAAGAAAAUCAACUCAAGAACAACUUUCAAGAUCCAAAACAAAAAAUUUAAUAGAAAUUCUCGAACUAAACAAGAUUUCUUUGAAGAAAAGUCUUAAUAAACUUAACAAUAUUGCGUUUUUCUUGUUGCAAGGUAACCCAAACGCUUAACUGGAUGGUGCGAAUGAGCAGUGAUCUGGAGACGAACAUUGUAUCGGUAGAACGAGUGAAGGAAUACUCAGAGACUCCCACUGAGGUGUGGUUUGAUCUUACAACUGAUAAGACAUUUAUGCCAUGUGAAAAAUUGUCCCCUUGCUUCAUAGACGUUAAUCUGGCUACGUUUGGUCUGGUAUUAAAGUGUUCCUUAAAGGGAUCGUGCGGAUCAUGAAUCUGGAAAGACAUGGAAUUUUUUUUUAAUUGUAGUCGUGUUUAUUUAAUAUUGCGUUUAUGGUGUGGAUGCUUUUUUAGGCUGAGUGGAUUAUUCCAGAUAAUCGACCCUCAGAGGACUGGCCCGAGGCAGGAAACAUUGUCAUAGAAGAGUUUGACUUAAAAUACAGAGAAGGUUUACCUCUUGUGCUGAAGCAGAUCAAUUGUGAUAUUAAGCCGGGAGAAAAGGUGUGUUGAAAACAUUUUGUAUCAGUAAAGAAAACCAGUGCACGUGUACCGAGAAAUUCGACAGUUUCAUAGCUAAUGGUUUGCAGUCUUCCUGUACUGAUCCCUGAGAAUGUAUCAUAAACACGGCUUGUAUUUUCUUCUUAACUUUAAAGCGUUUUAUUUUCAUUAAUCAUCUAAUUGAUGGUCAUGAGAGAUAGGAUUGAAGGGCUCAAAGGAAAGCCUUCAUCUUUCAACACCUUCUGGUCGCCAUUUUUUUUCUUUGCCUAUAUUAAUCUAAGCAAGGUUUUCCCUUACAACUGCGCUUAUCACGGAAACCUUCCUAGUAUAACUGCAGUUUUACUUACGAAGUUUACAUACAUUUCAGGUCGGUAUCGUCGGUCGCACAGGUGCAGGCAAGUCAACUCUUACUUUAGCCUUGUUUCGUAUUCUUGAGAGAGCUGGUGGACGAAUUGUUAUCGAUGGUGUGGAUAUCGCCAAGAUUGGUCUUCAGGAUCUGCGGUCACGGCUUACUAUCAUUCCACAGGUAGACUAAAAUACUUGGGCACUACAUAAGUUUGCAUAGCGAACAUAUAGAUUGGUGAACCCAUGUCACUAUGUUGACAGAAGUAUAGAAUGACAAGCUAUUAAUGGUUUUGAUAUCGCUGAUGAAAUUCUUUUUUUUAGAAAACGUAUUGUUACUGUACAUAGAAUUUAGUUAUGGUUGUAUCACUUUUUUUUUUUUUUGCGAUGUAGGAUCCCGUGUUGUUUUCUGGAACGCUACGUGUCAAUUUGGAUCCGUUUGACAGUCACACGGACGAGGAGCUUUGGAAGAUUCUAGAGAUGAGUCAUUUGAAGAACUUUGUGUCAGGACUGGAAGAGGGUCUUUUACAUCCCGUGACUGAAGGAGGCGAAAAUUUAAGGUAAUAAGUUUGGAAUGAUGAAGGGCUAACGAUCGAAACGUCAGCUUUGGAACUCUUUACGGCGGCUAAUUUACGUUUUCAACUCAGUUGAUAAUACUAAAUUACCCUAAUAUACUCUCCCACCGACGCAGCACUACAAUUUCUUUAGAAACUUACCCCCUUUAUUUAUAUUUUCUCACACUGUUUUAAGUGCUUAUCAAUUAAGAAAUAGCCCAUUUCCAAGAUGCUCAAAUCCACUGCUUUAAAACGAGGUAAAGUUUAAAGUCUUUGAUGAGAAAAUGACUUUUAUGUUUGUAUGUACAUAAAACUUACUGCGUCUGAAAAGUCUUGCACUCGUCUUCAUUUUGAAUGUUGGAAUUUUUCGGACAAGUUUUACUGAAUAUCCAGAGAUAAGCGGUCAUUUUUGCCAUCCUUUCAGUGUUGGUCAGCGGCAAUUGGUGUGCUUAGCGCGUGCGCUGCUCCGUAAAAGUAAGAUCCUGGUUCUAGACGAAGCCACGGCCGCAGUGGACCUGGAAACUGAUGAACUCAUCCAGCACACGAUUCGGCGAGAGUUCGCUGACCGCACUGUGUUCACCAUUGCUCACAGGCUCAACACUAUUAUGGACUAUACAAGGUAAAGCACUCCUUAGUUGAUAAUUCUCUGUGCACUUGUUACUUGUCUCCUCACAUGUUGAUGUGGUAAGGAUAAAGCUUUUCCCAGGGGUGAUAGAAUGAAGUGGGAAGUUGAGUUCCAGUCUAGAAAUGAUGCCUCUUUUGCUUAAUAUUUGUACAUUACUGAAUGGAAAUUUAGGUGAAUUCUCAUUACGUGGCCAUGGCACUUUUGGUUUCCUGUGAAGGUUAUACUCAGCCGGAAAUGUGAAUAUUCAAGUCGCAUAUCUUUUGGAUGAAAUUAGUGAAUUCUAAUUCAUGUGCUAUCAGUAACUGCGCACCUACCCCUCCCUUAACUCAACAACAGUCAACCGAUAACAAGUUUGGGUUGAUAUUGGGUUAGGGGAGGGGUAGGUGCAUAGUUGCUCAGAUACUGACCUUGAUCCUUUUUUUCCUCAAGAGGAGGAGUUCUCGGAAUGAACAGAACACUGAGUGAUAUGCGAGUCUUGUUUUUUUUUUCAGGAUCAUGGUGCUAGACAAGGGUUUCAUGAUGGAGUUUGACACUCCACAGGCUCUGUUAGCUCAACAGGGAAUCUUCUACAAAAUGGCUCGUGACGCUGGACUGGCUUGAGAAGCUAGGCACGUUAUGACGGCAUCACAAGGCGGAAGCGCUUCGGAAGGAAAUCGGGAAAUCGGCUACAUAGGAAUUUGUUUUUAACUGAUGCACGAUGCGCUCAUAUUAUCACUGACGUAUCAGAAAGGAUAUUUUUAACAAUAUUAGCUUGAAAAGAAAAAGGGAAAGAUAUCUGCGAUUUGGGUCCUAGCAGACAACUUGGCAUGAACUGUGUGGUGUUCGGUUGAUCUCGAUUCGCCAAGAGUGUGUAUAGUUGUCAAUUAGAACCAAUUAUUUUGCGUCCGUGCUCUUGGAUUGCCUUCUCCAUGAAAGUUCUUAUCCACGACCAAAAAUUCAUUUUGAAAAUUAUCCUUCCUCCUUCCCGCUUCAUCUACCUUUAUCCCCUGCCCCCUGCCCCCCCUUUUCCUCCUCUUCACCCUUUAACAGAUUUUUCUUGGCAUUAUUUAUUGUCAGACCCAACCCUCUCUCUCUCUCUCCUCAUCCAGUCCAAGCUUUUACAAGUGUUUUUCGUUGUUUGCUUUUGGCCGGGCCUGUUGUGAUAAGGAAUCCUUAAGUGACAACAGAGUUAGUGUCAAACACAAAGUAUAUUUAUUAACGAACAAAUUUUAUUCAAACAACCAGAGAACAUUACUUUUCAAAUCUAAUCUUAAUAUGACGCGUUUCGAAAAUCACUGGGUCAUCCUCAUGACGUAAACAAAGAUGGUUUAUAUUCUAUCCCUCCAAAACUUUCUUUAUUACAGUAUUUUAAAUUAGGAAUUACUAAUGGCUAUGGAACUAGUAACAGAAUAUAAUGUAAAGGAAC